Trichosurus vulpecula (common brushtail) is the source of this 522-nucleotide messenger RNA. Its product is annotated as biogenesis of lysosome-related organelles complex 1 subunit 2-like. Gene Ontology annotation, molecular function: gamma-tubulin binding. Gene Ontology annotation, biological process: endosomal transport; lysosome localization. Lineage: Eukaryota; Metazoa; Chordata; Mammalia; Diprotodontia; Phalangeridae. The record is from RefSeq and is a predicted model, not a curated record. Bases 1 to 522 code for a protein of 173 amino acids. The transcript has 2 exons. Gene Ontology annotation, cellular component: BLOC-1 complex; gamma-tubulin complex; BORC complex.
AUGAAUGAGUUCCCUGUGCAGGUGGAAACUGGGCACACUCGCCACCAUUGUUUUCCACCUUUGUGGUCCUCCCUUGUGUUCUGUGAGAGCAGUUCUAAAACUCCUGCUGUGGAGGUGCAGGUGUGUUUAGGGAAGACUAGUACCUUUGAUGAUGCUGUGGUGGAGACGGUGGAGGAGGCCACGGAGCCCGCCGAGGCAGAUAUCACUGGGCUGUGCCAGGACGUGUUCUCCAAAAUGGCCACGUACCUGAUGGGUGAGCUCACAGCUACCAGUGAAGACUAUAAACUUCUGGAAAAUAUGAACAAACUGACUAGCUUGAAGUAUCUAGAAAUGAAAGAUAUUGCAGUAAACAUAAGUAGAAACCUAAAGGACUUAAACCAGAAAUAUGCAGCCCUUCAGCCUUAUCUGGAUCAGAUCACUCUAAUUGAGGAGCAAGGAGCAGCUCUUGAGCAGGCAGGUUACAAGUUGGAUGCAUAUUCAAAGAAACUAGAAGCAAAGUACAAGAAGUUAGAGAAGCGAUGA